CUUCUUUACUCUUCUUAAACUUCUUUGCUCUUCAUAGAUUAUCAUUUGUCAAAAGAAGUGGUUUCAUUAACCAGCAAUGGAUCAAACAACUUUCUCCACAAAAAAUUCCAGUUUAAAAAGCUCUGAACUCUAAAAAUUCCCCCAUUGUUGACGACUGAGAGUUGAGUAGUGCCAGAUAUAGAUAAAAGAACAAAUAAAAGAAGAGAAAGCGAAAGUCGUCCCAGUCUUCAGUUGUCAGAUUUUCACAAUAAGUUCGUACCUAAUGCAGAUGCUUCGGAAGAAAUUGGAAUUGUAUUCGAGAAAACAAAACGGAUAAGAGCUUCUAGCGCUCUGGUUGUAGUAGACAUUAAUUAAUGUUAAUUUGCUGGACUUGCCUGCUUUAACACGAAAGAUUAAGAUUCAUGGAUUAUUUUUUACGCUUUCAUAAUUAUAUGUUCCCAAGUUAUUUUCUUGGUUGGUAGUUAGUCGGAGAAAGAUGAAUGUGGUCGGUAAGGUCGGGAGCCUCAUAUCACAGGGUGUUUACUCUGUUGCUACCCCAUUCCAUCCUUUCGGUGGUGCUGUUGAUGUUAUCGUCGUCGAGCAGCAGGAUGGGACCUAUCGCAGCACGCCCUGGUAUGUACGAUUUGGCAAAUUCCAGGGUGUCCUCAAAGGUGCUGAGAAAGUUGUUCGCAUCUCUGUAAAUGGUGUUGAGGCUGAUUUCCAUAUGUUCCUUGACAACUCAGGUGAAGCUUAUUUCAUAAGAGAGGUAGUGUCUGGUAAAGAUAGCAAUAUAGAUGGGGUUCUUAAGGAUUCUGAUGCUUCUGAAAUUGCACCAGAUGAUGCCAAUAAUAACAAUAACAACAACAACAACAAUAAUGACAGUGGCAGUGUGAGUGACGAUAACAGAAUCAAUCUUUGUAUUUUUCGAAAUAAGAGCACUGUAUCCAAUGCUGAGGAAGUCCAAUUUUCUGUUGAAUCUGUUUCAUUAAGUAUCAAUCAAAUUGAGAAUGGUGAAGCUGAUGAUGAGAAGCAGCCUUGUGAACCCCAAGACCAGCGAUUGCCUGGAGAGGGUUCUGUGGGAUCAUCAGGGUACAGAGGUUACCACUAUGAGAGCUUAGAUCACGUGGAAGAUGUAGUGGAAUCUCAGGGUUCUGAUUCAGAAGUGGUCUUGGUUAGUGUUGAUGGUCAUGUACUGACGGCACCUUUCUCAUCGGAAGAGGCCACAGAUGAUGUGCAAUUGAGUACACCUCAAUUUCAUCUUGGUCCAGGGGAAGGAUCAGAGUUUAAUGGUGAUAAUGAGGAAAUUGGUACCAGUGAAGAUGCAUGGGCUGCUGACUAUUUAAGUGAUACGGAUGCAUCUGAAUCUAUCACUGCAUCAUCAGGCUUUCCCCCUGUCUAUGAUAAUAGUAGUGGUCAUGGGCAUUUAAAUGAAGUUUUUGAAGUUUCUGGUGAAUAUGUUAACAGAACUCAAGAGACUUGCCACACUGAAAAUGUGGAAGGAGAUGAAGUUGGUGGGAUCAAUAGAGAGAUUUUUGGGAGUUGCUUGGAGCUUUCAGAAUUAACCUUACACAUCGAAGAUGCAGAUUCACGGGAUGCUGGUUCUAUAGGCAUGAAAUUGAUGAGAAGGAAGGGCUGUGAAGAUUCAGAAGAGAAUUCUCCUUUUAGUCUACCUGCAGAAGGGCUGAGUGAAGGCACAGGUGAUCUUAAAGUUGAGAAUGGUGCAGAGUUCCUUUCGCCUAGCUCAGAUUCUCGUUGCAACAUUAAUUCUCAUGAUUUAAGCAUUGAGAUCAAGAACUUCAAGGACAACUCCAUGGAAAUUGAGAAUUCAGGUGGCAUGUCUGUUCAUUCUUUAAAUAAGAAUCCAGGAUGGGAGGAUGAACAACUUGGUUUGGCAGCAGAAGCUCAAAAUAUACAAAGUGGUCCAGGAAGACCUGAAUGUGGAGAAGUAUGCAGUAAAAGCGAGGUAGCAGAACCUCAGAAAGAGACACACAGCUCUGAACCUGGUGUACAGAUAAGGUCUGGCUCAGGCAUGGGAUUUGAGAUUUCACUUUGUGGUAACUUACUCCAUGCUGGUAUGGGGUUGGGUCCUGCUGGUGAAGCUUUUGAUGCACAUUGCAUAUCUGAGGAGGAGUUCAAAUCUUCUUCAGCAUCAAUCAUUAAGAAUGAAAACCUAGUCAUCAGAUUUAAACAGAAGUAUUUGCUUUGGGAUAAAGCUGCUCCUCUGAUUGUUGGAAUGGCUGCAUUUGGUUUAGAUUUACCGGUUGAGCCCAAAGAUACAAUUCCUGUGGAUCAGGAAACACCAAAACCCAAAGAAGAGACGCCUGAAACAACAUCUUCCCCUUCUGGCCGUAGGUGGAGGCUCUGGCCAAUUCCAUUUAGAAGGGUUAAAACUCUUCAGCAUGCUAGCAGUAGCUCAUCAAAUGAGGAAGUAUUUGUUGAUUCAGAGUCAGGGUUGCGAAACCCACAUGCACAACCUAGUCAAACAUCCAGUGGUGGCAGCGAUUCUCCUCACAAGCAGCUACUAAGGACAAAUGUUCCUACUACUGAACAGAUUGCCUCUUUGAAUCUGAAAGAAGGUCAAAAUGUGGUAACCUUCAGUUUCUGUACCAGGGUUCUAGGCAUCCAGCAGGUUGAUGCACAUAUUUAUCUGUGGAAGUGGAACACACGAAUAGUUAUUUCUGAUGUUGAUGGGACCAUUACCAAAUCAGAUGUCCUAGGCCAGUUCAUGCCUUUAGUGGGUAAAGAUUGGACACAGUCAGGGGUAGCUCGACUUUUCUCUGCCAUUAAGGAAAAUGGUUAUCAGUUACUGUUUCUUAGUGCACGUGCAAUUGUUCAGGCCUAUCUAACUAGAAGUUUUCUCCUCAAUCUGAAACAGGAUGGAAAAGCUUUACCAAAUGGGCCUGUUGUCAUUUCACCUGAUGGAUUAUUUCCUUCAUUGUAUCGAGAAGUGAUAAGAAGAGCACCUCAUGAGUUCAAGAUUGCAUGUUUAGAGGACAUAAGAGCCCUCUUUCCAGCUGAUUACAAUCCAUUCUAUGCGGGCUUUGGCAAUAGAGAUACUGAUGAACUAAGUUAUAGGAAGAUUGGGAUCCCAAAAGGGAAAAUAUUUAUCAUUAACCCUAAGGGUGAAGUGGCCAUUAAUCACUGCAUUGACGUGAAGUCUUACACCUCAUUACACACAUUGGUCAAUGACAUGUUCCCACCCACUUCGUUGGUUGAGCAGGAAGAUUUCAAUUCAUGGAAUUAUUGGAAAAUGCCUUUGCCAAAUAUUGACUGAUGACUUUACUGACAUAAAAGACUGCCAAUGGUUCCUUCCAUAACAGGGCUAUUAGAUGAACUUGGUUAUCCCAAAAGUUGUUUUCAUGGUCAGUGAAUUUGUUCAUGUUCAUCUUUCCCUGCAAGAAUUAAUAUGAGCUUCUUAGUUUCUGAUGUCAUAAUCUGUAAGUUAUUGAUCCUCUUUAAAAGCUUUGGAUGUACGUGUUGUCAAGGCUUAUUAUGGAAUAAAGGCAUUUUUCCCUUUUUUAUGGUUGAGAACCCACCGUCUUUUUCUUCACAUCAUUGCAACUCUCUCUCUCUCUCUCUCUCUCUCUCUUGGAAAAGCCACAGAUGCAAUCAGUGGGAAUGGGAUGAAGAAUGGAAGAUUCAUUUAUUCUGGCAGAUUCUUUAAGACUUCCCAAUUAAACAGGAUAGCUUGGAAGCUUCAAUGGUUCACUGUCAAGAAGAAUGAAGUAAUUUGAAAGCUUGGAUGGUUGAUCCCUUUCCUCUGGUGGAAGCAUUCCCUGCAUUGCUCAUGAUCCUUAUUCCAUUCUAGACCUAGUAAUUAGCUCGGGAGAAUAGCUCUGCAGCACGGGACUACAUAGCCUGCAAUUGUACCAUAUGCUUUAUGUCCAGUGACAUGAUGGUUCAAAGGAUCAGGUUUCCUCAUUGGACAGGUGCCAAUUUGACAGUGCUUGAAAAAUCAGCAUCUUCAGAUUACUGCGGAGCUUUCUCACAUAUUCAUCCUUGGAAUUUUCUUAGAGUUGUCAUUACCAAUCCAUGGUGUAACUACAGUUCAUUGAAUCUAUGGCAUAGUACAGGUACAACACGCACCUAAUAAAGGAUUACAUUCUUUUGGAGCUUAGUUUCA
Molecule: messenger RNA, 4102 nt
Organism: Nelumbo nucifera (sacred lotus)
Lineage: Eukaryota; Viridiplantae; Streptophyta; Magnoliopsida; Proteales; Nelumbonaceae
Product: phosphatidate phosphatase PAH1-like
Biological process (GO): lipid metabolic process
Molecular function (GO): phosphatidate phosphatase activity
Source: RefSeq, a predicted model, not a curated record